Molecule: messenger RNA, 224 nt
Organism: Candidula unifasciata
Lineage: Eukaryota; Metazoa; Mollusca; Gastropoda; Stylommatophora; Geomitridae
Source: the annotation of a GenBank genome assembly
AUGUCCUUGUCUCGGGUGACCCUCUCCGUGUUAAACAUUAGUUGGACUUGCACCAGACAUGAUCUUCGAACAUAUUUUGAAAAGUUUGGUAAAGUAGUUCGAGUCAAUAUUCCUAUGAAUGCCAACGGCUUCAAUCAACAGACAGCAUUUGUGAGCAUGACGGGAGAAAAAGGAUUUGCUAACAAGAUUACGACUGACUAUCGUGUGGUUGAUGGCACGGAAGU